AUUCGUCUCAACUUCUCUCUCUUGCUUCUGCUAUCCAAUCUGCAACGGCGAAGAACUGAGUUCCUCUCUACCCACCAUGUCCCAGACAUUCUACCCCAUCAUCGGUAUCCCGGUUCCAGCGGGGGAAGAACCUCCCCCAAGACGGGAUAUUUCCAGCUGGUCGACGUCCGAAGACCAUAACGACCAAAUCCAAGUGUCUCUUUUUAUUCGGGCCCUGCACAAAAUGCAGGAAAGGAACCCAGUGGAUAACCCGCUGUCUUACUAUCAGCUUGCCGGAGUCCAUGGAUACCCAAAGGCUCCAUGGGAUAAUGCCAAUGUCUUAGGUGGGUUCUACUGCACGCAUGGUGUAUUCACUUUUCCCACUUGGCAUCGCCCAUACAUGUUGUUGUAUGAGCAAGUGCUUCAUAGUAUCAUGGUCAGUGAACUCGUACCCGGUAUUCCUGAUGAGGCCACAAAAAAGGAAUGGACGAGUGCAGCGCAGCGAUGGCGUCUACCCUUCUGGGAUUGGGCUAUCCGUCAGUCUGGCACUGGCGAAUACGGAGUUCCGCAAAUCGUGCAGCUUGAGCAGGUCAAGGUUCUUAAACUUGGGAGCAAAGACAAAGAAUCCGUUAAUAACCCCCUUUACAAAUUCACGAACAAAAUAGACGGUCAAGAGGUCUCAAUGGAUGAUCCAAAAAUGGGGGCCCAACGUCUUCGGUAUACAGAUACAGACGACAAGUACGCGUCCUAUUUCAACAAAUGCAUUGGCACAAGCCGCUAUGCAGACCCCGAUCAAGAAUCUUGGGUGCAUGGCUCCGUGGAUAAUGCCAAAGUGAGGACCGCUAUCGAACACCCUGAAGGUGGAAAUUGGGAAUCUGGAGUGUCGAUUGCGGAAAACGUCUAUCGGAUACUCAGCGAUGACUAUUUUCAGUCUUACGAGACAUUCUCAUCCACGUACUUCAGUGAUGAAGCGAAAAAGGAAGGGAAAGUUCUUAAACCUAUGGAAUACCUUUCAUUGGAGAUGAUACACAACAAAAUCCAUAACUGGACCGGAGGGGCGCAAUCUUCUGCACUGGGCCAUAUGUCAGACGUCCCCGUCGCAGCAUUUGACCCUAUUUUCUGGUUGCACCAUUGCAACGUCGACCGACUCUUCGCAAUCUGGCAAUAUCUGAACCCCGAUAAGUGGUUUGAUAUUCCUCGUCCUGUUCCAGAUCCAAACACAGUUCCAAAACCUACGGAUGCACUACCACCUUUCCAUAUAAACAAGGAAGGCAAAUAUUAUUCCUCAAACGACGCUAGGUACUGCGAGCGACUCGGAUAUACUUAUCCUGAGUUACUCAAGCUCAAUGUCCCUCAUUUGAAGGCCAACUUGAAGAACAAAUAUGGUAAACACCUAAUGGCGAUCAAGAAGCCUGUUGGCGACGAGAACUAUCUACUCCCUGGGGUUGGCGACGAUACUUUUCCAGAUUACGUGAUCAACGUUGAAUAUGAUCGGUUUGCAUUGGGCGGAAAUCCAUAUACCGUCGAAUUUUACUUGGUGACACAUAACAAACAGAGCCAAAAAUCUGAGCAUCACACCCUUGGCUCCUUCUAUAACUUCACUGCGCCUGUGGUAUCUGACUGUGAGAACUGUAAGGUGCAGAAGAACAGCGGCGUGAAGGCAAAGGCACAAGUGCCGAUUACUCUUCCUCUGCAAGGGUUAGUCAGGCGUUCAUACUUGGAUGAUAUAGUUAGCAUUGAAAAGUCUCGUGUUGAGAAGCUGCUAAAGCAUCAGCUUGUUUAUUCUGUGACGAAGAUGUCUGGUGAACAGAUCCCUCUGGAGGAUGUUCCAGGGCUUCUGGUGACUGUCCAUGCUGGCGAUGCUACAUACCCGACGGAUGAUUCGCUUCACGUCUUCAAGCCUCAUACCUACACUCCCCUUUGGGGAGCUACUAAAGACAAGCCUCGUGGUGCCGCGCCGAGUUGAGAGUACUUUGUUUGAAUUCAUUUUCUGAUUCCAUCUCGGUGUUCGAUAUGGAUCGCGUUGGACUUAAUGGAUCAAUAAUUUCUUCGGUCAGUCAGUGCUGUGGCAAGUUUCAGCACACCAUUUGACACCUUGUGAACGAAUUCGAAAGCAUUUGAACUUACGGAGAUAAUUGCGACCAACUGGAAAAAAAAAAAAAAUCAUAUUAGUUUAGUUUGAUUGGUGAAAAUUAUGACCCUAAAAUCCAUUAUAUUUGACUCCAUACUUCAUGCAU
Messenger RNA from Aspergillus ruber CBS 135680, 2216 nucleotides. RefSeq names its product tyrosinase. Gene Ontology annotation, molecular function: oxidoreductase activity. NCBI's taxonomy places the organism in Eukaryota, Fungi, Ascomycota, Eurotiomycetes, Eurotiales, Aspergillaceae. The record is from RefSeq and is a predicted model, not a curated record. The coding region runs from base 77 to 1945 and encodes 622 amino acids. The transcript is spliced from 8 exons.